AUGCGCAGUGCGUUGAGAGCGCUGGUCCCUGCAGGAGUGAUGGCGUCCUCGGCUGCUCGCUGCUCCACACGCUGGAUCACGGUUGCUCUGUCCUCUGGCCGGCGGGGGACUACAGGUGCUGUUUUUUCCUCUGAGCAUGGAGGGGCCCGACGGUUUUCCACCCUGGGGGUGGACAGAGUGCUGCGCGGAGGAGCGUUUGUGUGCGGGGGAGCAGGAAAAGCGUUGACAUUGAAAGGACUGUCAGGCCUGAAAUUCCCCCAUGCUGUCUACACACUGUCCUUUCACACGAGUGCUCCUUCCAGCAGCAAACAGGACUACUACCAUGUUCUGGAUGUACCUCGCACAGCAAGCCAGAAGGAAAUCAAGAAAGCCUACUAUCAGAUGGCCAAAAAGUACCACCCUGACACAAACAAAGAUGACCCUCAAGCUAAGGAAAAAUUUGCUCAGCUAGCUGAAGCUUAUGAGGUCCUUAGUGAUGAAGGGAAGAGAAAGCAGUAUGACACUUACGGCUCAACAGGCUUUGAUGCUGGUCAGGCUGGUGGAGGGCAGCAGUACUGGAGCGGGCAGACCAGCAACAUUGACCCAGAGGAGCUUUUCCGCAAAAUCUUUGGAGAAUACUCAGGAAGUCGUGGCUUUGGAGACUUUAAUGCCAUAUUUGACCAGCCACAGGAGUAUGUCAUGGAACUGACCUUCACCCAGGCAGCAAAGGGAGUGAAUAAGGAGAUGUCCAUUAAUUUAGAAGCAGCCUGCCAGGCCUGUGAUGGUAAAGGCCACGAGCCAGGGACCAAGGUUCAGCACUGCCAGCAUUGCAAUGGUUCGGGCAUGGAAACAAUAAGCACAGGCCCAUUUGUGAUGCGCUCAACAUGUCGUCGUUGUGGCGGCAAAGGCACAAUCACAUCCACCCCUUGUCGCUCCUGCCGUGGUACUGGACAGACCAAGCAGAGGAAGACUGUGAUGGUCCCUGUACCUGCAGGAGUGGAGAAUGGUCAGACAGUCAGAAUGCCAGUCGGAAAGAAGGAGAUCUUCAUCACAUUUCGGGUCCAAAAAAGCUCAGUGUUUAGAAGAGAUGGCGCAGAUGUCCACUCUGAUCUCUUUGUCUCUGUGGCACAAGCCAUCCUGGGUGGCACGGCCAGAACACAAGGCCUUUAUGAAACACUCAAUUUGUCAAUUCCUGCAGGAAUCCAGACAGACCAGAAGAUCCGCCUCACAGGAAAAGGAAUAGCUCGCAUCAGUGGCUAUGGCUUCGGGGAUCAUUACGUCCACGUCAAGAUAAAAAUUCCCAAGACUCUGACUGACAGACAGAGAACUCUAAUGACGAGCUAUGCUGAAGAUGAGACAGAUGUAGAGGGAACAGUGAACGGUGUCACCGUUAGCAGCACAGGGAAAAGAUCCUCCUGGAACUGAGGCUUCAUCGGAAGGUCAGAGGACGGCGCAAAGCAAGGACACACUUUAUAAAGAAACUGUCAGAUGGAAGAGGAGUAUUGGAAAAGGAAGUCUGCAAGGCUUUUCAUGGAUCAAUCAUCACAGGCUUAACCACUAAACCUUGUACUGAAGAGGGGGGAAAAAGCAGAGGAUAACUUGCUCUGUUCUUCUGCCCAAGUGGAUUCACAGACAAGACAUGCCAGCUGUCGCCCCUCUGUCAAACGUCCAUGGAGGCCAGUGUGGCGGAAAAGUCUUAUUUCUAAUAAUACUCUGUUUUGGAAAACAGAAGCUGUUCUGAUAGCAGAAUCCACAAUUGAGAAAUGAUACGGAAAGAAGCUACAAAUUCAGUCUUCACCCCACGGUCACAUUAAUUAAGUUCUGUAUCAAGUGAUUGGUGGGACUCUUACUAUUACUGUCAGUGGUAAUGGACUUAACAGACAUGUAUACAGACUACACAGGUUUUAGUGUUGUAAAGGUUCGUCUGUGUUGGAUGAUCUGCUCUCUGUAAUGGAGGAUUAACCUGUGGGAAAAUUAGGCUUUACAGGAUUGAACACCGAUAGCUCUGGUGUGAACCUCUUUAACCUUUCGCAUAGUAUGAGAAAACCCAGUUUUAGUUCUGAGCUAUAAUCACAUUGUACAUAAACAGUUGUAGAACAUGUUCAACCUUGUCACAGAAGAAAUAUAUAGAGCUAUAAUAAAGGUAUUGUCUGGGAGAAAUCAGUUUUGUACAAGUUACAUUUUAUUUAAUUAUGAAUUAUAUUUUUUGUGGGCUUCAUUUUGGAUUUUGAACACUAUUAAUCAAACUACAUUUUUACUAAGUGAGGGUGGGAAGUCUUGCAGAAAAAAGUCGUGGUAAUCUUAUUUAUAUUCUCGGUACUAUGAAAAUCUGUUAACUUGUCCAUGAUAGUUGAGAUGUCUCAAUUCAUACUGAUUUGAUUUUGACAAAAAAUGUAUUCCUGAGAUGACUCAAUCACAAAUUAAGACUGUGGUUGUAUAUAUUUUAGGUCUUAAAGAUGUAACAAACUGAGGGAUGUCUCUUUUAGAAUCUCUGAACAGGCUUGUAAGCAUUAAAAUUUUUCCAGAAUGAAUUUGUAUUGUGAGCAAAAACAGGAAAGUGAAACAACUUCAUUUUUGGUAUUUAGAGGAAAACUGUUUAUUUCAUUAUUGACAGCACAACAAUCCAAAAUGUUCAACCUUGUACAAUAGAGGCCUCUAGCCAGUCACUAAUAAAGCUUUAGACAUAGAGCUAAUAAAACUGCAUUAAAAUUAAAAUUCAGCACACAUUACUUGAAAAGGUUCAAUUUAUGGCCGUAAGGACCUGUACUCCUGAGAUACAAGAAACCCUUAAAUAUACAUAGAACUGCACAAGUACAUUAGGCAGUAUGUACAAGUCCACCACAUGUAGUUGAUAAUACUGAACCUGAGACUCAAAUAUAAAUCACUUGCUUUGCCAUGUCUGAUAAUAAACAGUUACACCACUGCUGUUACCUAAUGCAGAAGAAAUGCACCUUACAAAGCACAUGCAACAGGCAGCAAUGCAGACAAGAGCAAGUUUCUUUUGGUUCCGUGUUAAAAUGAUGCAAAAUUCAAAAAAUCUCACUGUGUCAAAGCAAAUACUAAACUUUAACCAUUGAACACUGCAUGAAGUUCACACAUUAUAAAACAUUUCUCCUAAUCUACGAUGAAAAAUCAGGAGUAUUAAUGGGAUUUUUUACCAGACACAAUAAUGGUUAGUGAUUAGAGGUUAAAAAUAAUGUGAAGAACAACCAGUGGAUGGAAAACGAGAGCUGAGCUGCUUGAAAGAUUAUACUGUAUAUUAAUGAACAAUAAACCAGUACCCCACCCAACUGUUACCCAUCAUGCAUAUGAGUUACAAUUUCAAGAAAGUACUCAAAGCAUAAUUACUACAAAAAAGAAAAAGAACCGUUUCACUCAACUAAUUUAACAUUUACUGUA
Messenger RNA from Cololabis saira (Pacific saury), 3378 nucleotides. It is a transcript of the gene dnaja3a, whose product is annotated as DnaJ heat shock protein family (Hsp40) member A3a. Bases 1 to 1404 code for a protein of 467 amino acids. Gene Ontology annotation, molecular function: protein kinase binding; heat shock protein binding; ATP binding. The record is from RefSeq and is a predicted model, not a curated record. NCBI's taxonomy places the organism in Eukaryota, Metazoa, Chordata, Actinopteri, Beloniformes, Belonidae. Gene Ontology annotation, biological process: response to heat; mitochondrion organization; protein folding. The transcript is spliced from 11 exons. Gene Ontology annotation, cellular component: mitochondrion.